AUGGCGGUUUUACAGUCAGUAUUUGGCUAUGAUUCAUGGAAUAUUAAUCAUUGUUUCAGAGAAGCAAAUAAUAUGAUUCUAGGAGGCAAUGACAGUAUUGAGGCGAUUCGUAUAUGGUCUCUUUCACUAUUACUCAACAAUCGUCAUGUACUGAAAAAAGCACAAGAGGAGUUGGACAUGCAUAUCGGUAAGGACAGAAAGGUAGAUGAAUCAGAUAUCAUUAAAUUGGAAUAUCUCCAAGCUAUUGUCAAGGAAACAUUACGAUUAUACCUGGCAGCUCCAUUAACAGCACAUGAGGCCAUGGAAGAGUGCACUAUAGCUGGUUAUCGGGUCUCGGCUGGUACCCGAAUAGUGACAAACCUGUGGAAGAUCCAUCAAGAUCCACGUAUAUGGUUCGACCCAUAUGAAUUUCGUCCAAAGAGAUUUCUUACAAGCCACAUAGGCAUUGAUUUUCGAGGUCAAAAUUUUGAAUUAAUACCGUUUGGGUCUGGCAGGAGAAUGUGUCCUGGGGUUUCUUUUGCUACUCAAGUUGUGCACUUGAUUCUUGCUCGUUUGCUUCAAGGGUUCGAGCUUGGAACCCCUUCAGAUGAACCUGUGGAUAUGACAGAGAGCUCAGGGUUAACCAAUCUCAAGGCAACCCCACUUGAAGUCCUUCUCAUGCCUCGUCUUCCUUGCAAGCUUUAUCAAAUGAAUGAGAUGAAGCAUAUCCAUCAAUCUUAA
Telopea speciosissima is the source of this 720-nucleotide messenger RNA. RefSeq names its product cytochrome P450 82C3-like. The coding region runs from base 1 to 720 and encodes 239 amino acids. Lineage: Eukaryota; Viridiplantae; Streptophyta; Magnoliopsida; Proteales; Proteaceae. Gene Ontology annotation, molecular function: iron ion binding; monooxygenase activity; heme binding. Gene Ontology annotation, biological process: defense response to other organism. The record is from RefSeq and is a predicted model, not a curated record. The transcript is spliced from 2 exons.